Molecule: messenger RNA, 429 nt
Organism: Melampsora larici-populina 98AG31
Lineage: Eukaryota; Fungi; Basidiomycota; Pucciniomycetes; Pucciniales; Melampsoraceae
Exons: 3
Biological process (GO): DNA-templated transcription
Cellular component (GO): RNA polymerase I complex; RNA polymerase III complex; RNA polymerase II, core complex
Molecular function (GO): DNA-directed RNA polymerase activity
Source: RefSeq, a predicted model, not a curated record
UUAUUCGAUGACUUAUUCACCCUAACAGAUCUCGACAAAGAAGGCAAAAAAUUCGAUCGAGUCUCUCGACUAAAAGCCAUCUCAUCAAAUCAUUCCAUGAACCUAACCUUAGAUUUCAAUAUAGAAUUAUAUCCUUUAAAGAUUGGUGAUUGCUUUGCACUUGCUUUAUCUUCUUCUUUAACACCUGAAGGUGAGAAAGAUGGUGGAGCUGAAAUCCAGUCUUGGAGAUUGGAAGAAGGGAAAGGUGGAUUGGCUGAUGAGUAUGAUUAUGUUAUGUAUGGUAAACUUUAUAAAUUCGAUACUGGUGCAUCUGAUACGGUGACGUGUUAUAUUUCUUUUGGUGGUUUACUAAUGGCUCUAAGUGGUGAUUAUCGACAUCUUGAUCAACUUACAGUCGGUCAAAUGGUUUUUCUAUUAAUGAGAAGAUAG